Rhizoctonia solani is the source of this 906-nucleotide messenger RNA. RefSeq lists its product as uncharacterized. NCBI's taxonomy places the organism in Eukaryota, Fungi, Basidiomycota, Agaricomycetes, Cantharellales, Ceratobasidiaceae. Gene Ontology annotation, biological process: DNA integration. The record is from RefSeq and is a predicted model, not a curated record. The coding region runs from base 1 to 906 and encodes 301 amino acids. Gene Ontology annotation, molecular function: nucleic acid binding. The transcript has a single exon.
AUGCCAGAGAAGACCAUAUCCAACCAAGGAAGGAUUUUCAACAACAGGUUCUUAUGGGCUCUAUACAAACGCCUUGGCAUUGACCCUCAUUUUUCCUCUGCCUAUCACCCCCAGAGCAACGGACAAACGGAACGCGUCAACCCCUCCAUUGAACAUUUUCUCAGAGCUUACUCAGGGGUUAAUCAAAGGGAUUGGACCAGAUGGCUCCCAAUGGCAGAAUUUGCGUACAACAAUGCCGUACAUAGCAGCAUGGGGAAAACCCCUUUCAAGGCCUUGUAUGGAUGGGAACCUACGUUAACCCAAUCAAAUGUACCAAUGGAUGUACCAGAAGCGGACGACCUGGCCCAAGUAAUGGAGGCACAGUGGAAAGAAGUGGAGUCGGCGCUCUGGCAGUCUAAACAAAGGAUGAUAGCUGGAGAGCAAGGAAACCCAACAGAAUUCAAGAUUGGAGAAGAAGUUUGGCUGGACGCCAAGAAUGUCAACCUCAAAACCCUGAGUCCCAAGCUAACGGAACAACGCCUGGGACCAUUCAAGGUUGUCAAAAAGAUCUCUGAACAAGCUUACCGCCUAGAACUCCCUCCAACAAUGCGAAUCCACAAUGUCUUCUACGUAGGACUCCUGUCCAAGGUCAAAAGGGACAAAAAACGCGCCUUCAAGAAUUGCCCCCCACCAAUCACUGUGGACGGAGAAGAAGAGUACAAGGUGGAAGGGAUAACCAAUGCCAAAGAAAGGAAUGGGAAGUGGUUUUUCCGAGUCAAAUGGAAAGGGUAUGGAUCUGAAGAAAACACAUGGGAACCCCAAGAAAACUUAAAAAAUGCGGAAAAAAUUUUAGAAAAAUACGAAAAAGAUAUGAAAAAGAAGGCCCUUGGCGCUGCCAAGGCCCUUAGAGGGGGGGCAGUGUUGUAG